Messenger RNA from Penicillium maclennaniae, 456 nucleotides. RefSeq names its product E2 ubiquitin-conjugating protein RAD6 (gene ubc2). NCBI's taxonomy places the organism in Eukaryota, Fungi, Ascomycota, Eurotiomycetes, Eurotiales, Aspergillaceae. The coding region runs from base 1 to 456 and encodes 151 amino acids. The record is from RefSeq and is a predicted model, not a curated record. Gene Ontology annotation, cellular component: HULC complex. The transcript is spliced from 4 exons. Gene Ontology annotation, molecular function: ubiquitin conjugating enzyme activity. Gene Ontology annotation, biological process: proteasome-mediated ubiquitin-dependent protein catabolic process; protein polyubiquitination; DNA repair.
AUGUCGACCUCUGCCCGCCGCCGUCUCAUGCGGGACUUCAAGCGCAUGCAGACCGAUCCUCCCGCCGGUGUCUCCGCCUCGCCUGUUGCCGACAAUGUUAUGACCUGGAAUGCCGUUAUUAUUGGCCCGGCCGACACGCCGUUCGAAGAUGGAACAUUCCGGUUGGUGAUGAACUUCGAAGAACAAUAUCCCAACAAGCCACCCGGUGUCAAAUUCAUCAGCCAAAUGUUCCAUCCUAAUGUGUAUGGAACCGGCGAGCUCUGCCUCGAUAUCCUCCAGAACCGUUGGAGUCCGACAUAUGAUGUGGCUGCCAUCCUGACGAGCAUUCAGAGUUUACUCAACGACCCCAACACCUCAUCUCCGGCCAACGUCGAAGCAUCAAACCUCUACAAGGAUAAUCGCAAAGAGUAUAUCAAACGAGUGCGGGAGACGGUUGAAAAGAGCUGGGAAGAUUGA